Molecule: messenger RNA, 2274 nt
Organism: Polyodon spathula (Mississippi paddlefish)
Lineage: Eukaryota; Metazoa; Chordata; Actinopteri; Acipenseriformes; Polyodontidae
Product: ADP-ribosylation factor 1-like
Exons: 5
Coding region: 215-760 (181 amino acids)
Biological process (GO): vesicle-mediated transport; intracellular protein transport
Cellular component (GO): plasma membrane; cytoplasm
Molecular function (GO): GTP binding; GTPase activity
Source: RefSeq, a predicted model, not a curated record
UGGAAACGCCUUGGAGAGGAAGAGUUAGAAUCCGGGGGGAGAGGCAAUAGCCGACAUUUUCAAUAUAUAUAUAUAUUUUAAGAAAAGGACAAAUAAAAGCCUCCAUAGAACCUCAAAUCGUUUUUUGAAGCCAGUAAAGCCGAGACGGUCGAUAGCAGAAUUUCGUUUUAACGAGAUUUCCUUGGCCAGUGUUGAAAUACAUUAUUUUUCAGCCAUGGGGAAUGCUUUUCAGUCCCUCUUCAGAGGCUUGUUUGGUAAAAAAGAAAUGCGAAUUCUUAUGGUGGGUCUCGAUGCUGCUGGAAAGACAACAAUUUUGUACAAACUUAAACUUGGUGAAAUUGUAACUACUAUUCCCACUAUAGGUUUUAAUGUAGAAACUGUAGACUACAAGAACAUUAGCUUCACAGUGUGGGAUGUAGGUGGUCAGGACAAAAUAAGACCCCUCUGGCGUCACUACUUCCAGAACACACAAGGGUUGAUCUUUGUGGUGGACAGUAAUGACAGAGAAAGGGUAAAUGAAGCCAGGGAAGAGUUAAUGCGAAUGCUGGCAGAAGACGAGCUUAGAGAUGCUGUCCUCUUAGUAUUCGCUAACAAGCAGGACCUUCCAAAUGCAAUGAAUGCAGCAGAAAUUACAGACAAGCUUGGACUACACUCUCUUCGUCACAGGAACUGGUACAUCCAGGCAACAUGUGCCACCAGUGGGGAUGGUCUAUAUGAAGGACUAGACUGGUUAUCCAAUCAGCUUCGAAGCCAGAAAUAACUCCUUUCCCACCCUUAUCUAUCUCUGUUUCCUUCCCCUUCUCCUGCUUUAUUCUCUGAUGUGGCAAACUGUGCUACUUUUUGGUAUUGAGUGCUGGAAGCUGACCUCAUUUUAAAUUGUCACGAUGUGUAUCAAGCUACACUUUUUUUAGUUUUGGGGGAGUGUGGAGGGACAAGUUCGAAAGCAAAGUUAUGUUUCUUAUUUAAUGUAAAUAGUCCUUUUUUGUAAUGAGUCAGUUUCUGGCACUCCUAUGCAAUAUUUACUCAGCCUUCUGGUGUUUAUUUUUUUGGUAAAAACUUUGACUGACGUACAUGUAUGUAGUACUAGAAAGGGGAUUUAAGAUACUUUCUCAAAUGCCCAGUACAUAUUUCUUAUGGUUGUGCAAUGGAGCCCUUUUGUCACCCUCUGGUGUGUGAUGUCUGUGUGGAGAUUUUUAAUUGGGUGUUUGUUUUUAACCUAAAGUACUGUAUGACUGGUGCAGUCUUGUAUUUUAUCAAACACUGAAACAUAAAGAGCCAGAUAUAUAAACAUAAAUGCACAGAUAUACUACUCAAAACAAGAGUUUAAUUUAAAUGUCCUAAUUAGUCAUGGUUUGCAUUUGUAAAUUAUAAAUACCUGGCAUUCCCUGUCUUGUAUUGUGUAGUUACUAUGUAAUAAUUUGACUCCAGUCUGUAACACCAAUGCCAUAAAGUGUCAAGCUAAAGGCAGUUGAGACAUUACUUUUACUGAGAUGUGCAAUUUUUAGACUGAAGAAAGGGGCUUGCACUUGCAUGUUUUUCACCCACUACCAUACAGAGGUCAGAUUGAACUGAACAUAGGCAUGGUGGAAAAAGAAAGUAAUUGUAGUAAGUGUAGAAACUGAACGUAGUUUAGCCCCAAAAUGUAGUUGCCAUAUACCACUCCAGAGAAAAGACUUUACCAGCAGGCCACACAGCUUACGCUUUUCCUGGCUCUAUUCUGCAAGAGACAGUAGUACUGUACCUCAGUUACUGGAUACCUUGUGGUUAAAUAAAGCCUAACACCUUUUAUAAAUAGUGUGUAAGAAUAAAAGAAAGAAUGUUUGCAAGUCAUUCCAUUGUAGUCUUAUGCAAAACAUUACAACCGUAACCCUGUGUCUCCAUUAAAAUGUAGUUGAGUUGACAUCGAUCAUGCUGCAAGGUCAGAUUUGCAUUCUCAAAGGUCUCUUUUUUUUUUUUUUUUUUUUUUUUUUUUCACUUGAUCAUCACUGAAGAUGAUAGAAUUGUCUGAAAUUAAUUUGUGGGUCUAUAUCAGCGGGUUUGUUUCAUGGUAUAGGGUUCGUCCCCUGCCCCCCCCCCAAUCAAUUGCAGAAAUACCAGUCAUUUAUGUACUCUUGUUUUUUUUUCAUUGACAGUAAUUAAAGCUUUUAGAAUAAAAUAGCUUAAGGUGUUCCAAAGCUCAUUUAUUUGUUCUAUGAUUAUUUCACUCCUACAAAUGUUCAAGAAUAAAAAGCCAUGAUAAAAUGCCUGGUGCUACCUCAUAGAUUAUUGUUAGUG